AUGACUUCAUUUUGUCAGCCUGAGGUUGACAGAGAGGUGAUCAUUGCUGCAGUACUUUCUGUCCUUUCUUUAGAAGCCAGUGAGGCCAAGGCUUUUCGUGGAAAAAAAGUCCAUGGAGAAUAUGACAUUAAGGUUGAACAGGCAGAAUUCUCAGAAAUCAACUUGAUAGCCCAUGCUGAUGGCAAUUAUGCAGUAGAUAUUCAAGUAUUUCGAAAUGGCACUAAAGUUGUCAGGUCAUUCAGACCUGAUUUUGUCCUCGUUCGGCAACAUUCAUUCAGUAUGGCAGAAAAUGAAGAUUUCCGAAACUUGAUCAUUGGACUGCAGUACGCGGGCAUCCCUAGUGUCAACUCCUUGGAAUCAAUCUAUAACUUCUGUGACAAACCGUGGGUGUUUGCCCAGCUGGUGUCUGUCUACAAAACUCUGGGUCCGGAAAAGUUCCCGUUAAUUGAGCAAACGUUCUAUCCAAACCACAAGGAAAUGCUAACAAUGCCGACUUUUCCUGUUGUUGUGAAGAUUGGACAUGCUCAUUCAGGCAUGGGAAAGAUCAAGGUAGACAACCACUACGAUUUUCAGGACAUAGCCAGCGUGGUAGCACUUACUCAGACCUACGCCACUACUGAACCGUUCAUAGACUCCAAAUAUGACAUCAGGAUCCAAAAGAUAGGCAGUAACUACAAAGCAUACAUGAGGACUUCCAUAUCUGGAAACUGGAAGACAAACACAGGCUCUGCAAUGUUGGAACAAAUUGCUAUGUCAGAUAAGUACAAGCUUUGGGUUGACACCUGUUCUGAAAUAUUUGGUGGUUUGGACAUCUGUGCUGUUAAAGCUGUACAUGGAAAGGAUGGAAAAGAUUAUAUUUUUGAGGUAAUGGACUGUGCAAUGCCUCUGAUCGGUGAGCAUCAGAUCGAAGACAGGCAGCAUAUAACUGAAUUAGUUGUAAGCAAAAUGAACCAAAUGUUGUCCAAAACUCCUAUACCAUCUCCUCAGAGACCCACUGCCACUCAGCAGCCUCAGAGUGGAUCACUAAAGGAGCCAGAGCCAAACAAAAUCCCACCUCAGCGACCACCACCUCAAGGGGGCCCAGUGCAACCCCAAGGAAUGCAAUCACAAAGCCAGGAGCCAUUGCAGCCACAGCGCAUGUACCCCCCUGGGCAGUCAGCAAAGCCCUCCACUUCCCAGCCACAGCGUCCACCCGGACCUACGACCCAGCAGCCACGUGCCCAGGCUCAAGGUCCUUCCAGCACCCGAUUACAAAAGGAGGCAGAGGCACAGCCUGCACCACAACCACAGCCUGCUCCACAGCCACAGCCUGCGCCUCAGCCCGCCCCGCAGCCCGCGUCGCAGCAGAAGCCUCAGUCUCACCCACAGCUUAACAAGUCGCAGUCCUUGACGAAUGCCUUCAGUUUCACAGAAUCAUCCUUCUUCCGAUCAUCUGUGAAUGAAGAUGAAGCAAAAGCUGAAACAAUUCGAAAUUUGAGGAAAUCCUUUGCUAGUCUUUUUUCUGAUUAGCCAGCUUCAUCUAAAUGCACAUAGCAUAUAGUCUAAAAACUACGUGAAUGUUACAUAGGUUUUGUUUUCCCUGUGACUGUACCUUUCUCUCCUGUGCUAACUGUUGUAUUAAGCAAUAUGUUAAACUUACAAAAAGAAAGAAAAAA
This is a messenger RNA of Meleagris gallopavo (turkey), 1655 nucleotides long. NCBI's taxonomy places the organism in Eukaryota, Metazoa, Chordata, Aves, Galliformes, Phasianidae. The record is from RefSeq and is a predicted model, not a curated record.